AGACUGCCUGUUGGACGUGCACACAUCGAUCCGUGGCCGCUCAUCUGGUGCCGUAUAUAGAGAGAGCAAUUACUCUGAAAUCGAAUAUCUCUACGGGAUACAUCACCGGCCCUGCCUGUUCUCGCUGUUUCUUGUUAUUGGAAGAACGAAAGUCUACGAUGCCUUCUCCAGGGCUAUUCGCUGACGAGGAGCAUUCGUACAUUGCCUCUCAAGUAGCCAGCGCGCUCGCUUCGUUUGCUGCCAAAAACCCCAAAUCUGCCAAAGCCCAUGGCAAUGCCACCGCGCAUAUGCCUGGAGGAAACACGCGUACCACGCUCUUUUCGAAUCCAUUCCCUCUGGCCAUCAAGUCCGGCGCCGGUAAAACACUGACUUCGGUUGAUGGACGCACAUAUAUCGAUUUUCUGGGCGAAUACAGUGCUGGAUUAUUCGGACACUCGAAUUCGCUCAUCGCGGAGACGCUCAUCACUGCGAUCAGGAAUGGAUGGAACUUCGGCGGCGAGACUUUGGUAGAAAAGGAGCUUGCAUCCAAAGUCACCAAGCGCUUUUCCGAGGGAGGUCUGGACUUGGUUCGUUUCACGAACUCGGGGACGGAAGCCAACACCCUGGCUAUCGGCACAGCCAUACACUGGACAGGGGGCCGCAAGAAGGUGUUGGUUUUCAGCAACUCCUACCACGGCGCCACCAUGUUUUUCACCAUGGAUCUUUGCCGCUGGGUGCACUUCAAAUCGUCGAGUCCGCGUCCAGCCCCGUUGGCAUCGAACCUCCCACAUGAUUUUGUCAUGGCGCCCUACAACAACGUUGCAGAGACGAAAACCAUCAUCGAAGAUUUGCCAAAUGAAAGUCUCGCGGCAAUCGUGGUUGAGGCCGUCCAAGGAGGCUCAGGUUGCCGUCCCGCGACAUUCGAGUUUCUUUCCUACCUGAGAGAGACAGCCACAAAGUUGGGAGCCGUGUUGAUCGUGGACGAGGUCAUGACGUCUCGUCUAGGUCCCUCUGGUGCUUUGGCAGCACACGGCCUAAAGGCUGAUUUGAUGACGUUGGGGAAAUGGAUCGGCGGUGGUAUGAGCUUCGGUGCUUUUGGCGGACGAAGAGACAUCAUGGACGUCUACAAUCCUGCCAAUGGGGUGAACACGCUAUGGCACCCAGGGACGUUCAAUAACAAUGUCUUCUCCAUGUCCGCGGGUGUUGUGGGUCUGAAUAUUUACGACGAGCAAAAAGUACACGAAUUCAAUGCCCGCGGAGAUCGGAUGAAAGCUGGACUCACGCAGCUUCUGUUCGAUACAGGCAUCUAUUCGAAAGAGCACGCUGAGCACUUGAAAGAUAUUCGAGAGAUCGACAGCUUCGAGACAAGUACACGAGUGUACACAGGCAACGACGAAGUUGUCCCCCUGCCCAAAGUUCUCAUCUCCGGGCGCGGUACCAUGUUGAACUUACGUUUCACCGGUAGUGAUGCUGGUCUGUGGCACAGUCUCUACCAUCACUUCAUGCUAGAACACGGCAUCUAUAUGGCGAGCCGAGGAUAUACACCAAUGAGUCUAGAGAUUACAGAUGAAGAUGUUGACAGUUUCGUGGACCUUGUUGGGAAAUUCAUGGCCAUUCAUCUCGAUGAGUUGCUCAGAAAGAAGUGAUGGCAUUGUUGUGCACAAUGAAAUAUAGCUACCAUCUUGUUGGCUGACGAUGCGCGAUCGUGAAAACGUCCGGAACAGAAUACGAGUCCUCCGAGGACAGAAUUACGAUAUUUGCCACCCAGACUACCGUGAGGGACAGAAUACAGAAUUGCUCGAGGG
Messenger RNA from Exophiala viscosa, 1784 nucleotides. RefSeq names its product aminotransferase class 3. Gene Ontology annotation, molecular function: pyridoxal phosphate binding; transaminase activity. Lineage: Eukaryota; Fungi; Ascomycota; Eurotiomycetes; Chaetothyriales; Herpotrichiellaceae. The transcript is spliced from 2 exons. The record is from RefSeq and is a predicted model, not a curated record. Bases 159 to 1625 code for a protein of 488 amino acids.